This is a messenger RNA of Papilio xuthus (Asian swallowtail), 823 nucleotides long. NCBI's taxonomy places the organism in Eukaryota, Metazoa, Arthropoda, Insecta, Lepidoptera, Papilionidae. The record is from RefSeq and is a predicted model, not a curated record.
CGGUGAAAGGGUGAGCCCCGGCGUCUCAUAUAAAAGCUCCUUACGGUCCUCAUCAGAUAUCAUUCGAGAUCCUCAAGCAACACACGCUUAUACAAUGGCAUUCAAGUUCGUGAUCCUCGCUUGCCUGGUGGCGGCUGCCAGCGCUGGCUUGCUCCCAGCUGCUCCCGUCGCGUAUUCCGCGGCUCCCGUCUACCACUCGGCCCCCGUCUACCACUCGGCCCCCGUCUACCACUCGGCCCCCAUAGUCCACGCUGCACCCCUGGCCUACGCCGCGCCCGUCGCCAAGGUCGCUAAGGUCGCCGUCGAGGAGUACGAUCCCCACCCACAGUACAACUUCGCUUACGACGUACAGGACAGUCUCACCGGUGACUCCAAGUCCCAGCAUGAGACCCGCGACGGUGAUGUCGUCCAGGGAUCCUACUCUGUAGUCGACCCUGAUGGCACCAAGCGUACUGUUGACUACACCGCCGACCCCCACAAUGGCUUCAACGCCGUAGUCCGCAAGGAAGCUCUCGGUGUGAAAGUGGCAGCUGUUGCGCCUGUUGCUAAGAUUGCCGCGCCCGUCGCGUACGCCGCUCCCGUAGCCAAAAUCGCCACCCCCUACACAUACGCGUCCGCUCCCUUGGUGCACGCUGCCCCCAUCGCCAAGUUCGCCUCCCCCGCGUACUACUCCGCUCCCCUCUACCACCACUGAACUGAACUGAUGCCAAAACUCUCUAACUAAAUACUGCAAUACGGUUAUACUCAUGUCAUUAUGUGAUAAAUCGUUUUGUUGUUAAACUAUACGAUAGGCUUAAUAAAUUAUUUUUUGUAUUCUUGUAAA